This is a messenger RNA of Ramularia collo-cygni, 480 nucleotides long. RefSeq lists its product as uncharacterized. NCBI's taxonomy places the organism in Eukaryota, Fungi, Ascomycota, Dothideomycetes, Mycosphaerellales, Mycosphaerellaceae. The record is from RefSeq and is a predicted model, not a curated record. The transcript has a single exon. Bases 1 to 480 code for a protein of 159 amino acids.
AUGGCGGAUACUUCCUCAAGUACAAAGGUUACCGAACUAUUUGAGGCCACGAUUGUUGAUGGGAAUUCUACCACCAACAGCCCAUCCUCGAACGAUAUGAAUAACGUCUCGAAGGAAGAUGAACUCCGGCGACGACUGGACAAUCUACCACGAGAACUGCAUGACAUGAUCCAGGACUUCACCUUUAUAGCCCAUAAGGCUUUGGUAGGUCCAAAGGUCUGCGAGAUACAAGAUCCAGCUUCCCGCGCGGACUACUUCGCGGAUCUGAAAAUCCUUCAGCUGAACAGUUCCACGCGGGAACGUUACGCCGUGGACUUCUACUGUCUACGAACCUUCUCGAGCAGGAAGUUUGAUCUUAAGCGUCUCGAGAAGUGCCUGCGUUCGAUACCUGAGGCUUACAGGGCCUUCGUAUCCAGCAUUAUCUGUCAUUGCCCAGACUACGGGCUUAUAGCGCAGCAGGCUGGUUGGAGGCCAAGAUGA